AUGGUAAGGAAGAAGAAGGGGGUGGCAGUUGGCAAUGAGACAUCUAGAGAGUACAACCACUGGGAGCCGAAUCAUGACAAGCCAUUUGUCGAAUGCUUGCUGGAACUAGUAGAACAAGGACAGAUCGAGGAUGGUCAAUGCAAGAAUGGCGUUUACAAAGAGCUGGAGCGCAUGAUGGAAACGAGGGUACCUGGCUGUGGUAUUAAGGCAAAACCAACCAUAACAACAAGAAUUAGAAAAUUGAAGCAUUGGUUCCAUGCAACGAUGACAAUGAAGAAGGAGAGUGGAUGGGGGUGGCAUACUGUGGAUAACCACGUCAUCGUGCCUGACGAUGUUUGGAAAGUAUAUGUCAAGACUCAUCCAACCUUCAAAAAUUAUAGAGAUACACCAUUUCCAGAGUUUUGGGAUUUGGUGCCUGUGUUUGGUACAGGGCGGGCGACAGGUGAAAUGGGGUUCCAGGGAGCUGAUGGUAACCUCGAUGUCAGUUCUGAUGAUGAUGAUGUCGAGCCCACAGACCCGUUAUCCCAGAUGAAUACUCCUGUUGCAGAAGAAGAAAUGUUCAAUAUCAUUAAUGAAGGGGUUGAAACAGCUACUACUAAGGCAUCAGGUAAAAGGAAGGUUCCAACAUCAGCUCCAACAAGAAAGAAGAAGAAAUUGAAAACAGAUGAUCUCAUAGAUGAAGCUGCAUCAGUUAUGGUUGGGAUGAGGCCAUUAAUAAGGGAAUCAGUUGAUACAAUUGCUAGGGCCAUGGGUGAGAGUGAGAUGCAUAUAGAAAUGAAGGCAAAGCUUAUGGAUACCCUAGGACAGAUGGCUGGACUCACAAGGGCACAAAUGGUGUUAGCUUGCAGGAGGCUUUGCAAGGAUCCUGGGGAUUUGAAGUGCUUCUAUGACAUGGAGGAUGAGGAAGACAGGCUCACUCUUGUGCUUGACGUACUCGAGAAGUGA
Messenger RNA from Linum trigynum, 945 nucleotides. The record is from the annotation of a GenBank genome assembly. Lineage: Eukaryota; Viridiplantae; Streptophyta; Magnoliopsida; Malpighiales; Linaceae.